AGUUAUGUCCAGAAGGAAUCAUGAGAUGUGUUGAAAAGUUGACGAAGAACAAUCAUAACAUGGAGACACUUCACUCAAUGGCAUCAAUGGCUUCACUAAAGAACAUCUCUCAUCACUUGCUACUUACCGUCCUCGAGGUCUGUCCCAAAUGCGACGAAGUCAUGAUGAUUCCGCCUUGCUCAAGAGGUUCAUGUAACCAGAGGCAAACGAGUGAACGCAAGUGCAAGGGAUGCCGCUUUUGCUUCCCUAGAUGCGUGUGUGCCUUGGGCCAGAUACUGGGAUUCAAGAAGCAGCGUUCAGUGGCAAUGUUCUAUGACUUGAGUGUUGGCUUAUGCUUCCCAAGUGCAAGUUCUGCAAUAAACCUUAUUUCACAAGUCGCAACAGCCGGCGAUAUGAGAUUGCAGACACUGAUGCUGCGCCUCAGCCUUUGUUUGAAUGCCAAGCUUGUUACUGUAGGGCAGAGAACCGUUUCUGGUGGAUCCAUCGGCGCGGUUGUCACGGUGAAGAGGAAGACACCUCAGUCAUCGCGGAGCUGGAUUUCCAUAGACGCGACGAGGCAGAAAACGGUGCUUGACGUAGACAAAUACACGAUUAUGCACCAUGUCCAGGUCCACGCUCGCGAUCUCCGUACCCUCGACCCAAACCUUUUGUACUCUUCUCCUAUUCUGGAUCGAGAAAGAGCCAUUGUUCUUAGCUUAGCAAAUCCCAAAGUUAAAGCUUUUAAUAUGAAAGCUGGUGCACAAAAAUUAACCAGUGGGGGAGAGAUUUCAAAAGCAGCA
Messenger RNA from Thlaspi arvense, 779 nucleotides. The record is from the annotation of a GenBank genome assembly. Lineage: Eukaryota; Viridiplantae; Streptophyta; Magnoliopsida; Brassicales; Brassicaceae.